AUGGAAUAUUGGAAAUCUUACCGGACGCUGAAAUUUGCAAGGGAAAUCGUUAAGGGAACACCUGAGAGUGGGUUUGAACGCUUGCCUUCUUACUUAUACAUGAUAAUAAGGGAAAAUCCGAGUACAGUUGCGCGUCUUCAAAUCGAUGAGAAUGGAAAAUUCAUGUAUGUGUUUCUUGCGUUUGGUGCGAGCGUAAAUGGGUUUCCUUUCAUGCGCAAAGUUGUGGUUGUCGACGGUACGUUUCUUAAUGGUAGAUACAAAGGGACGCUUCUCACAGCACUAGCUCAGGAUGGUAACUUUCAGAUUUUUCCAAUAGCCUUCGCAGUGGUUGACACUGAAAAUGAUGAUUCCUGGCAUUGGUUUUUUACGCAACUAAAACUUUUGAUUCCUGACGACGAGGGUCUUGCGAUAAUCUCGGAUAGGCAUAACUCGAUUGGGAAAGCAAUUACAAAUGUGUAUCCGCUUGCUUCUCGUGGAAUUUGCACGUACCAUCUAUAUAAGAAUAUACUGGGACGGUACAAAGAAAAAGAUGCAUUUCGUCUGGUGAAGAAAGCGGCGAGAUGUUUUAGGAUGUCUGACUUUACUCAGAUUUUCGAGGAGAUUGAAGCGAUUAAUCCAGCACUCCACGGCUACCUCCAAAGGGCUGAUGUCCGACUGUGGACGCGUGUUCAUUUCCCGGGCGAGAGGUACAAUUUGAUGACUACGAACAUAGCGGAAUCAAUGAACAGAGCAUUGUCGAAUGCUAGAGGUCUUAGCAUUGUUCGGAUAUUAGAAUCGAUACGGGUUAUGAUGACCAGAUGGUUUGCUGAACGAAGAGAGGAUGCCAGAUCGCAGCGAACCACGCUUACUCGUGGUGUGGAGAAACUACUACAUGGUCGUGUAACUGCCGCCAGAGAUUUGGCGGUACAGAGGAUUGAUGAUCAUCACACUGAAGUUAAAUAUGGAUCUUCCGGCGAGUCUUUGCAUGUUGUUAAUUUGGUAGAGCGAAAGUGCACAUUUCGCCGUUUCGAACUCGAGAAAUUACCAUGUGUACACGCAAUCGCAGCGGCGGAGUACAGGAAUGUUUCUCGUAUAUCCAUGUGCAGUCCUUACUAUACCAGCAAUUAUUUGGUUAGCGCAUACGCUGAAUCGGUCAUGCCGGUUGAUUCAGCGCAACCUGUUCCAGAACUCGUGGCUAACCAACGCUGCUUGCCCCCGACUGUACGUCAACCACCAGGCAGACCGAAGAAAAAUAGGAUGAAAUCUGCUUUAGAAGUUGCACUAUCAAACAAACGUCCUAGGAAAGAGCACACAUGUUCUCGAUGUAGACAGAGUGGUCAUAAUGCGAAAACUUGUCCGAUGUAA
Brassica napus (rape) is the source of this 1344-nucleotide messenger RNA. RefSeq lists its product as uncharacterized. The transcript has 2 exons. The coding region runs from base 1 to 1344 and encodes 447 amino acids. The record is from RefSeq and is a predicted model, not a curated record. Gene Ontology annotation, molecular function: zinc ion binding; nucleic acid binding. Lineage: Eukaryota; Viridiplantae; Streptophyta; Magnoliopsida; Brassicales; Brassicaceae.